Messenger RNA from Haliotis rubra (blacklip abalone), 1957 nucleotides. Its product is annotated as FUN14 domain-containing protein 1-like. Gene Ontology annotation, cellular component: mitochondrial outer membrane. The transcript is spliced from 5 exons. The coding region runs from base 91 to 501 and encodes 136 amino acids. NCBI's taxonomy places the organism in Eukaryota, Metazoa, Mollusca, Gastropoda, Lepetellida, Haliotidae. Gene Ontology annotation, biological process: autophagy of mitochondrion. The record is from RefSeq and is a predicted model, not a curated record.
UUCCGUUUCCGGUAUAUUAGAUCUCAUCCCACGAAGUUUGUGUUCGGCAAGUACGCUCAUAGACCGGUAUUGGAAAAGGUUCAAGUUAACAUGGGCGAACCAUCAGAGGAAUAUGAAAUUCUGGACCUGUCUGAAUACCGAAACAAAGAUUGGGUGCAAAAGAUGUUCGGUGACAUCACUAAACAGUCGGCAGCGAAGCAAGUAGUUGUUGGAGCAGCAGGAGGAUGGUUUGCGGGGUUCCUGUUUAUCAAAGUUGGAAAAAUGGCAGCUGCAUCACUCGGGACAACCAUUCUGCUUGUACAGCUUGCUCAACAUCAAGGCUAUAUCCGUGUCAACUGGAACAAAGUUGAACAAGGUGUGAAUCGUGCCAAGAAAGAACUACAUAAAGAAGCCAACAAGCGGUAUCCUGGGAUUUUACAAAAUGCAAAGACAUUUUUGCAGCAGAAUGUCUUGCUUGCUGGGUCCUUUGCUGGUGGCUUUCUGUUUGGCGUAGCUUUCUGAGUGACCUUGUAACUCUGUCCUUGCAUGAUGUGAUGUGUGAUACAGAUGACAGUGUGUGAUAUUAACAGUGUGGUGCCUCAGUCUGAUGGCCAUGGGAAUCAUUUCCACAAAAACAUUUGGCGUUCGAGAUGGAAUCCAAAGUUUUCUAUCCUUGUCUCUCCAGAUAAACACAGCCUGGAGUUCUAGUCAUCAGACAAGAUGUCUGUAGGCUUCUGACCAAACUAUCAGACUGUAUAUAUUUUUACUGUGUUUCCCAUCUUCAAGAAAAGAAACAAAACAAAUGGCCCUAAAAGGCUUCCGUAUGUAUAGACAAGUCUUUCAAUAUUUUGUGCAUAUAAUUUAAACCUAAAACUACCCAUCAUAAAAUGUUUUAUUGUGUACCUUGAAAAUAGGUUCUUAACUUUACCAUGUGUUUACUAAUUUACUUAAACAUACUAGAUAUGAUUUUGUCCAGUCAUAUGAUUUUCACAGCUAUUUUGUCCUUUACAUGAAAUGGAAUCUGUGCCAGAGGAUGGUCAAGGUUGGGUAUUGUACGGAAGCCUUUUAGGGCCAUGCAGGUUCUUUUUCCUCUUUUUCUUGACAUUUCAAGAUGCUAAGUUGAUUUUCAAGAUUCAUAUCAUAUUGAAAUUUUAAGAAAAAAUUAAGAAAACGAAUGGCCCUUGAAGGCAUCCAUAGUAUUCUUUAGCACCAGCGUUUUAUAUUUGCCUGUUCCAAAGUCAUUACUUUGACAACAGUAAACAAUCCUAUAUGGGCAGAAUAUGAUUGAAGCCAACAAGAUUUAAUUGUGAAUAGAUUGACCAGAUACACCCUCAAAGAAUUAUUCUUUUUGUUUCAGUAUUAGAAUGUUUCUACUUUAUGAGGGUUUUGGUUGUGUCCUUUUGUACAUACCCGGUAUAAUGUAUGCUAACAAGACUCAUGAUAUAUUGGGGGCGGUGGGGUACUAUAGUGGUUAACGCGUUCGCUCGUCACGCCAAAGACCCGGGUUCGAUUCCCCACAUGGGUACAAUGUGUGAAGCCCAUUUCUGGUGUCCCCCGCCGUGAUAUUGCUGGAAUAUUGCUAAAAGCGGCGUAAAACUAAAUUCACUCACUCACUCAUGAUAUAAUGAUAGACAUUAUGAAUGUGACAGAAUGGUUCAAUGUUGGAUGAAUGUUGAAUUGUUCUCAGAGAAAUAUACUGAAGGAAAACAAUAUGGGAUCACAUGAAAGCACUAGUGUUCCCUUAUUUUUUUCCAGGUUUCUUCACAAGCUACGCGAUACAAAGCUUGUGAAGAAACCUGGGGAAAAAUAAAGGAACACUUGUGCUUUCAAGUGAUCCCUUCUUUUUUUUCCUCAGUCUAUAUUUGGGUUCUGCUGGCCAUGUGACUAGUUUCUCUAUCAUGUUGGCUGUGUGAAAUGCUCUUGUCCAUCAGAAGUAACUUUAAUACUGUUCUCUUGGUGGUACAACUCAUCACGCUCU